CACCGACUCGCGCAGCGGCGGUGCUACCCUCCGGGAAGCGGAGAACCAGUCCAGUGUCUCCUCCGCCGACCGCGUCCUUCGGCAGUGUUGUUGUGUUUUUAGUGUGAAAACACCCUCAACGAAACACGAACGUUCGGGAAAUCGGCGAGUUGGUCUUAGUGGAGUUUGUCGGAGUUUGUAAGAAGUUGUGCUAGUUGUUGGGAGACAGAUCCGAGGAGGAGGAGAAAUGUUGCUGGUGUUGUUUUGAACCAGCUCCAUUUUCCUCCGGAGAGAGCGGGGGGAGACAGAAGAUAGACAGUAGAAGGAAAGGAGAGAUGGCCGAAGCGCGGACAGACGAGGAAGAGGAGGGUGGACUGGAGACGUCGGAAGAACCAGUGGUUCGCCGACAACCGAGGCCAGGCGCCGGUGGAGCACUGCCAGCGUGGGAGACUCUGGGAGAGGGAUGCAGUCAUGUUGUUUUAAUCCGAGAGAGAGAGAGAGAGAGAGAGAGAGAGAGACACGACCACGACCACGACCAAUCAGAAGAUCAGGGAGCAGAGAGGGGCUCUAGGGAGAGGCGGACGACACGUUGCUGUGGUCUUGUGGAGUUUGGGAGUUUCUGCUUGUUGCUGUGCUUUUAGCUUUUAGCUCGUACGAGAGAUCGCCCUAACAGACGUAAGCCAGAACAUCGUCACAGCCAGGGGCCUCUCUCGUCCAUCAGAGCUGUACUGAAGCGUACUACCACAAGGUCUACAUCUGUCAGUGAGGGACCCAGAGAGCGAGAGAGAGAGCGAGUACAAGACAGAGAGAGAGACAGAAGGCGACCGGAGAUCACCAUCCUAUCAGCGGAGCCGCUGUCCUCAACUUCCUGGUUCCCAGGGGCAUCUGGGGGAUUCCCACCCCCCCCUCCUCCCGCCAGUCAGAUCUGGACCCCCACCAUCCCCCCCACCAUCAAGGUUUGGCCCACUGAAUGUCAACAUUCCUAUUGGAAAUCAUUUUGUUUUUAAUCCAACUUACUUAACAUUCAAUUACAAUUGUAGCUAGUGACUGCCUGAUUACGAUUCCCAUAUCUGUGGCGAUACUUAUUUGAAUUUAGCUACACUUGUAGUAACUGUUUACAAAUAUACUAAUUAACUGAGCCUGUUUACAAUUCCCAAAUCUGUGGUGUUCCGUAAGUUUCAUAUCAACCCACACUGAGUGAGUCAAUAAAACUCCCUCAAGAUCACUUUGUCUAGUUUUUGCUUAUUAAGUACAUUUGAUAUGAAGAUAAUGUGUCAUUCCAUUUGAUAAUCUCAUUUAACUUCAAUUGGAGUGGAUUUAACAUAUAAUUUUAAAAGUGUGAUUAAUCGCAAGUUAAAUCCCCAAUACAAUGCGAUUAAUUGUGAUUAAAACAUUUAAUCGUUGCCCAGCCCUAAUCUUUUCUAAUGAUUUUUAUAUUUCUGAUAAUAAUCAUAGUAAUACUAAUGAUAAUAGUGAUUGUUAGAUUUAUAAUCAUCAUAGUAGUGAUAAUAAUGGUGAAUGUAAUAUUUAUGAUAGUCAUCAUUGUAGAAAUAAUAUUAAUGGUGAAAGGAUAAUUAUUGAUAAUCCUCAUAGUAGUAAUAAAAUGAUGGUGAUAUUUAUGAUAAUCAUCAUGCUGUCCAGACCAUGCUCAACAUGCUCGCAAGCAAAUGUAAUUAUUGAAUACGUACAGAUAUUUACUGCUACUCGCAGGAUACAAGUCCUUGUGUCAGAUUCAACAACCGAGAGUCGUACAGGCAGGUACUCUGGAAAAACCAAACAAAGGUGGCCCCGGCGUCUGUUGUACCCGGCAGUAAGCUCACAAAGCGCCCACCACGCCCAGAGAGUGUCUGCUUAGGGAGAGACGUAGUAUCUCUCACAGGUUAGCUCUACUCUCGCAGUGGAGUUCAUGUCACUGAUGAUUGGUCUCUUACAGAGCGUCGACAGCCACAUCCUGGCACCUUGAUUGUCAACCUCCGUUAACUCAACAAAAGGCAGUUCAGCCGGAUGGUGUUAGUUCAUUUGUAGUAAUUAUUGAUUAGUAGUUUUAAUUACUAGUAGUAAUGUUAAUGUCUAUUCCCAAGCCUCCUCCCUCCUACGAGGAAGUCAUCAGAGAGAAGUCCCAGGAACAAGUCCUCCUCCCUCCCCCUGCCUCCUCCCUACCUCCCCCCUCCUCCUCUUCCUGCCUGAGGACUGUCUCCACGGUAACCAGCGCCACCCAGACCGACCUGGGUCCGGCCCCCCCUGACCCGAAAUGUGCUGCAGUACUCCGAAGGCCGUCGAGACCCCCUCGUCCGUCGUUCCCCACUCCGCCCCGACCGCUGUCUCACGUUGAUGACCUCAUCAGCACCGAUGCCGGCCAGUCCCCCCUGAGACCAGCGAGGACCCAUGGUCGGACACGCCCCCGUUCCCUCGUGACCUCUGCGUCCUGCUCUCAGACCGACCAGUGGGAGCCUCUCUCUGUGGUGGCUCCUCCCCCUCCCUCUAACCCCUCCCCCCUCGCCCCGGUGGAGCGCCCCCGGCCCCGGCCCCGUUCUAGACUGAUCGAGAGGCCGGUCGGCGCCGACGUCCAGGUCCAGACGCUGGUGAAGCUGCGCGCCGACGGUCAGGCCACGCUCGCGGCCCUCGGCAGGGGGGGCGACGCCGCCGACCAGGAAGUGAGCCAGGGGAAGUACCUGCAGGAGCUGCUGGAGGCCUUCAGCGCAGACGACUGGGGUUUCCCUGAAGACCGCAGGGGCGACAGCGGGCCCAGCCAAUCAGAGAGCGAGGAGGAGGACGAGGAGGAAGAGGGGGACAUGGCCAAACUGAAGGCCAGGAUCGAUGCCUUCCAGCCAGAGCAGCCGCCGCUGUCUGACAGUUGUCAUGGAGACGUUGGACCCGCGGGGAGUACAGCCGCCCCGACGCGGCCAGAGCCACGCCCCCGUCUCCAGGGGCAACCGGCCAAGCCAGCCCCUCCCGCCAUCGCACCCAAACCCAAACCUCAGUGCAAGGAAUUCUGGGAGGACGGACUCUCCCCCACACCCGUCUCGGAGAAGCCCUCUCCCUCCGGGAGCCCCGCCCCCAAGCCCUCCCCCAGGCCCCGCCCUGCCCCUCGGGCCAGCCUGGGGACCACAGCCCCCCCGAGACCCCCCAGCCUGCCUGGGACCCGCACUGAGAGAGAGGCACAAGCCCCUGGGAAGACCAGCAGCACACCCACCACAGGCGACAGCACCACCACCACAGACACUGUGAAGACAGGAAGUGAUCGUCCCGCCGUCCCAGGCAAACCCUCCAGCCUGACGUCCAUGUCAUCAAGGAGAGCCAGCGCUCCAUCUCUGGGCUUGAAGCCCACUGUGUCUCCUACCCCUCCUGCGCUGGGCGUCAAACCGCCCACGCUGCCCGCUGCCCCCCAGGCCCCAACACAGAGGAGGAUCAGCUCCGGCCCCCCCCCAAGGCCUUCAGGGGUGAAAGCCCUCCCCCUUCGCCCUCCACCAAUCAAAACGGUUCCUGGCCGACCGCCCCCUCCAACCGUCAACCCCACAUCCUCGUCAGUAGCCAAUCAGACGCCUCCGUCCCGAACUAAGCCGGCCCCGUCUGCGUCGUCUGCCAUACAGCAGCCGUCUUCCCUCCAGGAGAGCCCCGCCCCUUCCUCUGUCCCAGCCAAUCACAAGCAUGGGCAGAAGGCCUUGAAGAAAGGACCGCCCCUUCCACCUAGACCGAAACCUGGACACCCGCUCUAUGUCAGCUACAUGCAGAAACAAGAAGUCCUGAUUGUCCUUGACAACCACGGCUCCACCCCUCCCAUACCUCAGCUGAUCACGGAACAGUCUGUUGACCAAUCAACAUGCCUCCUGGACAUCCAGCAGGAGGUGCUCCCUGGUCCGGACAGCCAAUCAAAAGUAGUCUCUGAGGAGUUUGGCAUCUCAGACAUUCAGUCCAGCCUUAUGGUUCAGCCCUCGAAACAGAAAGAUCCAGAAGUAUCACCACCUAUCAGUGGUCCCAGGUGUGUAGCCAGAUGUGACUAUGAUGGACAGGAGGAGGAUGAGCUGACCUUCUCCCAGGGUGAUGUCAUCGCUCUCUCAGAGCUGAUUGGUCAGGAGUGGGGGCGGGGCCAGAUCCAUGGGCGAACCGGCAUCUUCCCCCUCAGCUUCACCCAGGUCCUGGAGCCCCUCCCAUCGCCGUUGCCCAAGGCAACCACCGAAGCCAUUUCUUUGACAAAGGAUGUCACUUUACUGGAGAAUACUGAACCAACGUCCUCUGAAUCCCCAGUCGUCACGGAGAAGCAGCAGGAGAAGCAGGAGGAAUGGGCGCUGGCGGUGUUUAACUUCCCUGGUCAGACGGUGGACGACCUGUCCUUCCAGCAGGGGGCGCUGAUCAGAGUCCUGCAGCACGUCGACUCAGACUGGAGGAGAGGAAGGGUGGAGGACAGGGAGGGGCUCUACCCUGUGGCCUUCACCGAGCCCUAUACCGGAGGUGAUUAUAAAGGUCAGCCGAACCAAGACCAGCCCCCACCCGGCAGCCGAGUGGCCAAGGCUCUGUUUGACUUCACAGCAGAGAGCCAAGAUGAACUCACUCUGAAGAUCGGGGACGUCCUAAGCGAAGUGGAGUCUUUAGACGAACUGUGGAUCAUCGGAGUCGUCGGUGGACGGCGUGGGAUGGUCCCUAAAAACUACAUUUCCCUUUUGUGAGAUGAGGUGGUAUGAGUGUGUGGGGGAAGUGGCCUCCUUGUUGGCCCUCAACUGGACUAUCUGGGGCGAGUGGAGGCGAAGUGUCCAGCGGUCCGUAGCACAAUACGAAGCCGGGCGACCUGUGUUAUUCACUAGUUUGUAUCCUUUUCCUCGUUCUUGCAUCCUGCUGCCUUAGUGUUCGUAACCAUUUCGCUGUCCAGCCUCUGAUUUAGAGACACUGUUCUGCUGAAGCAUCCUCUGUGUUGCCUUUGGCGAUGGGCGACCACACCAGGAAGUAUGUGUAACGUCUCCUCGACUCCAGUCGAACGCACAACGUGGCCUCGCCGAUGCCAAGAGAAAAACGCUACGACUGUCGCCAGAAUGACGCUGCUGCCUCCCUUUUGUUGAGUUGUUUUACUACUUCAUGUGUCACACUCCACCCCCCCCCCCCCCCCCCCGUUCUCCUUUGCCCUCCACGUUACCAUGGGCACAGUAUGCCGGGGGGAGGGGGCAGGGCUCCCCCCCCACCCCCAUGUCGCUGGUCUGGACUGAGCUAAAGGUCGGGGGUCAAACUAGACUGAAGAUCAGCUGUUAAGCGGUGCUUCAGCAGGUCAUGACAGAGAUGAGGGGGGAGGUGAGAUAUUAGCUGGAUAGUCUUCUAUGGAGAAGUGCCAAGUACUGUAUGGUGUAGCAAGGACUAGGAGAAUCUGGUCAAAGACUGUAUGGACUGGGAGGCUCUGGUCAGAGACUGUAUGGUGUAGCACGACUAGGAGGCGCUGGUCAAAGACUAUGGUGUAGCAAGGACUAGGAGGUUGUGGUCAUGUGGCGUUUCUGAUAUCUAACACUAUGUACAAUCCCCUAGCAUGAUGGGAGAUGUAAAUGUUUUCAUUGAGGUAUUUUAUUCACUGUUUGAUGGGCUUCCUACAUGUUUAAGUGUAUACUUCUCCAGGAGUGGCUGUAGCUAUUAACUGUACGGAAGAAAUACUUUAAGGUGCUCAAAUGUAACCAGUCAUUCCAAUUUUUUAAUCCAAAUUAAAUUACUUUCAACAUGAAA
This is a messenger RNA of Gadus morhua (Atlantic cod), 5676 nucleotides long. Its product is annotated as SH3 domain-containing protein 19. The record is from RefSeq and is a predicted model, not a curated record. NCBI's taxonomy places the organism in Eukaryota, Metazoa, Chordata, Actinopteri, Gadiformes, Gadidae. Bases 2040 to 4643 code for a protein of 867 amino acids. Gene Ontology annotation, cellular component: ESCRT-0 complex. The transcript is spliced from 18 exons. Gene Ontology annotation, biological process: protein transport to vacuole involved in ubiquitin-dependent protein catabolic process via the multivesicular body sorting pathway. Gene Ontology annotation, molecular function: protein binding.